CAUCCAGCACCUAACCAUGGUCACGGCACAAACUCAACUUCUCUUUUUCUUUGAAGACUCAACCCAACACCUGAACCCCUCCAAGACCAAAGUCCAACAGGCCAAAAACCCACGCCCAGAAAAAGCUAAAACCCCAACACGGCGCACACUACUCUCCUUCCUCUCCCCACCGUGUCACACCACACCACACAACACCACCACCGCCGCCAUGGCCGCCACCGACCGCCGCCUGCUCUUCCUCCUGGCCGCCUCCCUCGCCGUCGCGGCGGUGAGCUCCCACAACAUCACGGACAUCCUCGACGGCUACCCGGAGUACUCGCUGUACAACAGCUACCUCUCCCAGACCAAGGUGUGCGACGAGAUCAACAGCCGGAGCACGGUCACCUGCCUCGUGCUCACCAACGGCGCCAUGUCCUCCCUCGUCUCCAACCUCUCCCUCGCCGACAUCAAGAACGCGCUCCGCCUCCUCACCCUCCUCGACUACUACGACACCAAGAAGCUGCACUCCCUCAGCGACGGCUCCGAGCUCACCACCACGCUGUACCAGACCACCGGCGACGCCUCCGGUAACAUGGGCCACGUCAACAUCACCAACCUGCGCGGCGGCAAGGUUGGGUUCGCCUCCGCCGCGCCCGGCUCCAAGUUCCAGGCCACCUACACCAAGUCCGUCAAGCAGGAGCCGUACAACCUCUCCGUUCUUGAGGUCUCCGACCCCAUCACCUUCCCCGGCCUCUUCGACUCCCCGUCGGCCGCGUCGACCAACCUCACCGCGCUUCUUGAGAAGGCCGGGUGCAAGCAGUUCGCGCGGCUCAUCGUGUCGUCCGGGGUGAUGAAGAUGUACCAGGCGGCCAUGGACAAGGCGCUGACGCUGUUCGCGCCCAACGACGACGCGUUCCAGGCCAAGGGCCUGCCGGAUCUGAGCAAGCUGACCAGCGCCGAGCUGGUGACGCUUCUGCAGUACCACGCCUUGCCGCAGUACGCGCCCAAGGCGUCGCUCAAGACCAUCAAGGGCCACAUCCAGACCCUGGCCUCCACCGGAGCGGGUAAGUACGACCUCUCCGUCGUCACUAAGGGCGACGACGUGUCCAUGGACACCGGCAUGGACAAGUCCCGCGUCGCGUCCACCGUGCUGGACGACACCCCGACGGUUAUCCACACGGUGGACAGCGUGCUGCUGCCGCCAGAGCUCUUCGGUGGCGCACCUUCCCCCGCGCCGGCGCCCGGACCGGCAAGCGAUGUGCCAGCCGCUUCUCCCGCGCCAGAAGGCUCCUCGCCGGCGCCCUCCCCCAAGGCGGCGGGCAAGAAGAAAAAGAAGGGCAAGUCGCCUUCCCAUUCCCCACCCGCGCCUCCGGCCGACACGCCUGACAUGUCGCCCGCCGACGCGCCCGCGGGAGAAGAGGCUGCAGACAAAGCCGAGAAGAAGAACGGCGCCACCGCGGCGGCCACGAGCGUUGCGGCCACUGUGGCCUCCGCCGCCGCUCUGCUCGCCGCGUCGUUCUUGUGAGCGUCAGGUGUUCGACGUUGAGCUCUCGUUGUUCCCCCCUGGGCAUGCAUGGUGUGAUGCAGUCCGGUGUUCGCUUCUGAGCUCGUGGGCUCCAUGGAUAAUCUCAUCCUGAAGUUGUGUUCUUCUCUUCCUGGUUGGUAGUACUCGGUAGUUAGAUAGGAUUUGAAUGAUUGGAUCCUCAGGUGGAGAACGGUGAUUGUGAUGCCUAUUUUGUUAGAGCUCGGAACCAUGUUUUGUUUUUCUCUUGGAUUUGUUCUUGUGAUUGUUAUGCCUUGUUCUUGCUCUGCUUGGUUGCAUACUUGCAUUGGGGCUUUCUGUU
This is a messenger RNA of Oryza sativa Japonica Group (Japanese rice), 1823 nucleotides long. Its product is annotated as fasciclin-like arabinogalactan protein 8. NCBI's taxonomy places the organism in Eukaryota, Viridiplantae, Streptophyta, Magnoliopsida, Poales, Poaceae. The record is from RefSeq and is a predicted model, not a curated record. Gene Ontology annotation, cellular component: plasma membrane.